This is a messenger RNA of Histoplasma mississippiense, 198 nucleotides long. RefSeq lists its product with no specific name. The transcript is spliced from 3 exons. Lineage: Eukaryota; Fungi; Ascomycota; Eurotiomycetes; Onygenales; Ajellomycetaceae. The record is from RefSeq and is a predicted model, not a curated record. Bases 1 to 198 code for a protein of 65 amino acids.
AUGGCUGCCCAGGAACUCCUCCGACGAGACGAUAUCGGCGUACGCGAGCGACAGAAAGGAAUCACGCUGUCGAUGCCUCAAGGUUCUGAUGCCACUGAAAAUCAUGUGAUCUGCGAGCUUGCGCUUGGAACGCUAGACUCAAAUAGGGAAACAUGGUCCCGAGGUCGACGAUAUUCUAAGGGUUUCAAUCGGGGUUAA